AGAGUUGGCAACUGUCAGGCAAGCAGGUAGACGACACCCCGCGGCUCUUCUCCAGAUGGCAGUAUCAUCAUUGAGGUUUGUGGUGCUAUUGCAAGUGGACGGCAAGAUGGCAAUGACGGCGCUGAAGGGAUUGCAAGGUGGAAGGGUCUUGGCUGGGACCUCUACACCAACAAAACACAUGCACACAUUAACCACAGAAACACCACAGCUAAGACAGCAGACACAACAGAGGAAGAAGAUGCACCAGAUCCUGAGUUCUGCUCAUAUCCCAGGAGCUGCUCACAUCUCUAUGCCUCCCAAUGUUGCGGAGCUGCAGGCCUCAGAAAAGGCUCGCUUCUCUCCACGCCGCAAUCGUGAUGUGUCCUCUAAAUUAAAUCAAGUUGGUGGUGUCUUUGGAGCCAAGUUCAUGAGCACUCAAGGGACCCACGAAGCUGCAUUCAACAAUAGCUCUCAUCCAAUUGACUCCCAUUCUGAUAUAUAUGAUUCUCGCAUCACAGUCUCACUAUCAUCAGUUAUGCAAACAAAUGUUCCAAAGCCAUAUGGAAUCACUGGCAAGGCUCCAGUGCACCUGAACAUGCCAGGUGGCCAGUGGGCUCAGGACGAGAAAUAUAUUUCUGGUGAUCUUCACACCUUCCAUCACUCAAACAUCUCUUCAAAAAAGAAUCCAGGUACUACCUACCAUACCCUUAGCAGUUUGAGGCACUAUAUGCCUGUUAAACAUGCUAAUCUGCCAAGAUUGAGUGGAUCUAACACACUUUAUGGUGAUGGUGCUGGUAGUGUAGACUAUGUGAACUGUGUCAAGCUGUCUGUCAGUCCUAGCAAAGUCUGCCUUCUAUCUAACAAAGCCAUUGUUGGAGAACAUUUAAUCAAAAGGUCAUUUGGGUGUAAGUUUUUCCACAAGAGUGCAGUCAACAACUUCCAGCAAAGUCAUACCUGUGACAGCAAGACCAUAGACACACCUGAGCUUCAGCUGACCCCUAGGCAGAAGCUCCAGCGAGCAGUAAAAGAAUAUGGAGCAACGGUCAUUGUUUUCCAUGUCACGAUCUCACUAGCUUCCCUAGGGAUAUGCUAUCUUCUGGUUUCUAGUGGAGUAGAUAUGAGUGGUGUGAUCAAGAGUCUAGGCAUUAGCUUGGGACAUGUGGGUGAGAGUACUACUGACAUGCCAACCCCAAGCAAAUCUCCAUCUGUGGAAAUCCUUGAACAGGACUCCACCAGUACAACAGGUCCUAAACAAACAAUUGCAGAAGAGUUUGAUAAAAUAGAUGUCAACACAAAGAGAGCAGCUGGAGCUGCCACCUUUGUUGUGGCUUAUGCUGUUCACAAAGUGUUUGCUCCAGCCCGAAUAGCUGUGACACUCACUGCAACUCCAUUUAUAGUAAGGUAUUUGAGAAACAUUGGAUUUUUGAAACCUCCAAAAACUAAAGUGAGGUAAUUGUCCCCAAUCUUUGGAGCAAAAAUACACAUAGAAUGCUGAAAAAAUUAUAAACUAUUGCACUGUUUUAUACAGUAACUUUGCAGAUGAAUGAUAACCUUAAAAAACUGGUUAGGUACUCAUUGCAUGGCCAUAUUUCUUAUUGUUUGUCAAAAUCACCUGAAGCUUAUUCUGUCAGCAUUUUAAAUUGUCAGAUAAAAAGAUUUAAGUGAUUUAGAGUUAUAAAACAAUCAUUAGCAUUCAUGAUAAUUAAGAACUCUAUGGUAGCAAUAGGUAACUUGCCAAUAUUCCUUCUGAAAUUAUGUAAACUCUGAUUUAUUGGUAUGAUUGUACAGGCUUACAUAUUUUCCUUUUUAUACAGCUAUAUAAUAGUGAUGUAAUAUAAGGUCCAUAUAUUAUAAGCAAAAAUGUAAAAAUAGUGAGCGUGAGAUUGAAGGUGUGAAUGGCGGGAAUUGGUAUGUGAUUAAUUUUAGUAUGUAGUGCAUUGUGUAUAACACAACUCUUCCAAUAUGUGUUUUGAGGGAAUAUUGUUUCUCAUCAUCAUAAUUAUACAGUUUAACUCGAAUCAAAGUAGAUGAAUCUAUGUGCACAUUAAUAAUGAGAGAGAGAGAGAGAGAGAGAGAUUGUAGCAGGUGUAAAGCAAUGCUUAGUGGCAUGAGAAUAUAUAUUAUUAUUUUUUUAUUUUAUUUAUAUUUUAUUUUAUUCUUUUUCAGUCUUUGUAAAUAUAUAUGAUAUACUAUAUAUAUAUAUAUAUAUAUAUAUAUAUAUAUAUAUAUAUAUAUAUAUAUAUAUAUAUAUAUAUAUAUAUAUAUAAAAAUAUAUGACUACUUGUAGUAUUCUGUAGUGAUCCUCUACUAUAAUAUUACCUUUUAAUGAAAAUCACUUAUGUUAUGUGCAUGUGCAUGUGUAUUGAGAAUAAUUGCUGCACAUUCUUGAGAGUAAGUGUAGGAAUUUAUCUAAUCUCUCUCUCUCUCUCUCUCUCUCUCUCUCUCUCUCUCUCUCUCUCUCUCUCUCUCUCUCUCUCUCUCUCUUAUAUAUAUAUAUAUAUAUAUAUAUAUAUAUAUAUAUAUAUAUAUAUAUAUAUAUAUAUAUAUAUAUACAUACAUACAUACAUACAUAUACAUACAUACAGUAAUACCUCAAGAUACGAUCACCCCAACAUACAAGUUUUUUGAUAUGACGAAAAAUUUCAUAUAAUUUACGUAUUGAAAUACGAAGAUAAUUUUAAGAUACGAAUAGCCAUUGGUAGGUGGCGCAUCAAUCGCUUGGCUACCCACGUCCACCCGAACAUUCAGCCCACGUUGUAUAUCGUUGUUCAUCCUUUGUGCAUGUAUGUGUCUGUGCUCCUUGGCAGACUGUAUUUAUUCUUAAGUUAUGUGAACUCAAGAAGUAAAAAGUAAAAGGUUGGUGAGAAACAUAAAAUAGCCUGUAUUCACAUACUGAUUACACUUAGAAAUUCAAUAAACGAAUGAGUACAAA
Molecule: messenger RNA, 2911 nt
Organism: Portunus trituberculatus (swimming crab)
Lineage: Eukaryota; Metazoa; Arthropoda; Malacostraca; Decapoda; Portunidae
Exons: 5
Coding region: 56-1432 (458 amino acids)
Cellular component (GO): mitochondrion
Source: RefSeq, a predicted model, not a curated record